CACGCCGUCUACAUGUGCUACCCGAACGUGUUGUUAACCCCCGACGCACAGCGCACGAAAGCCAAGGGAAGGACUUCCUCUGUUGGCGCACACCGCGACAGCAGUGGCGGUCGCACCGCAUCAAGCAAGGCGGCGAAAGCGGCCUCGGCAGCGGCAGGCGGAGGAGCACGGAAAAAGUCGUCGCCGGCAGACGGUGUGGCGAAGCUCAUGAUUGAUCUCAAGGGAGAUAUCACUGCGGUCAUUGACAAGGCCAUGGGAAAGGUGGAGGCUGAGUGCGGUACCUUCGUGACGACGGUGCUGGAAAGCUGCUCCGCUGGCGUUUCCGGGCGGGAGGAACACUACGAGACGGCGGCCGCGGCAUUGCGCGAGAUGAAGACAAGGCAGGCCUCGAUGGCUUCCCGGCGUUCGGAGAUGCUCAAGGAGGUCGCGAGCAACAGCAGCAACUUGUCAGCGGUCGUCGAGCGCUGUAGAGCUGCCCUGGACAAUCUGCAGCAGGCGGAGAGCCGCAAGCUCAAGAGCGGCCUAGACCGAGCAACGGGGACGAAGAGCUGAUUUGAACCGAGGCCGGUGCGAGGGUCCAAGCGGAAACAAAUUUCCAAGCUCAUCGCGCCACGAUACGUUGACGGAAAAUCUGAAAAUUUCACCAGUCCUGUUGGUGUCAGCCUUCGAACGACGCGGAGAAAGUACUAGACUAUGGCCGUCCACCUUUCACGUGCGUGCGUAGAGUAUGAGCUGGGUUAGGGUUUGGAAAGAAUGGUCGUUCCGAGGAGAGGGGUAGGGGUACGUCUUCCUUCCCGUGUCACCGCUAUUGCAGCGCACCUUUUGCAUAGCUCAUGUUAGUUGUAUGCGGUUGUCCUUUGCGCAAACGUUUCCUGUGGCACCUUUCCGAGUGUUGAUAUGGGCUAGCGGGAGCAAUGCAGAUAAUUGAGGAAUACAUGUCUCCAGGCUUUUGGUCCCCUCGACCCUUCUUCAGCGCGGACCUACCCGGGAAGAGGCUUGCCCCGCAGAUUCAAGACAAUGCACU
This is a messenger RNA of Ectocarpus sp. CCAP 1310/34, 1024 nucleotides long. Lineage: Eukaryota; Phaeophyceae; Ectocarpales; Ectocarpaceae. The record is from the annotation of a GenBank genome assembly.